Molecule: messenger RNA, 4117 nt
Organism: Cyprinus carpio (common carp)
Lineage: Eukaryota; Metazoa; Chordata; Actinopteri; Cypriniformes; Cyprinidae
Product: ephexin-1-like
Exons: 16
Coding region: 702-3437 (911 amino acids)
Biological process (GO): activation of GTPase activity
Molecular function (GO): protein binding; guanyl-nucleotide exchange factor activity
Source: RefSeq, a predicted model, not a curated record
GGUUACUGGUUAAUUUCGACUCAGAGGGAGUGUCAGCCACGUUAAACAUGAAUGACUUAAUUUAAGUAAUUUAUUAGUGGAUUAGUGCUUGCUGGAGACACGAACCGUUUCAAACGAUUCAGUCCGAUUUGGUGAACUGGUUCAACCGGUUCACUAAGAAGAACCGGUUAAAUCGAACGAUUCGCUCGCGAACCGGACUAGUGUGCAGGCAAGAAUGGGAUAGGGUGCCAUGGGGGAGGAGGGGUGUGCACUAACCACACUGUCCCGGCUUUUCUUUACCCACACGCUCACGGGAAGGAAAACAAAGAGCCAGAGAUACGCGUGGGUUUACCGGAGAGGACAAAAAGCUAGGAAAGACGAAAGUAACAUCUGAUCAGAUCCGUACGGAUAUGAAGAUCGCGCUGGGAUGUGACGAUCUGCUGCUGUCAUUUUAAAGCAAUGUAUGAACAUGGAUGUCUGUGUAACUGCUCGUACACUGAUGUGUUCAUGUGCACCGUGAGAGAGUUACACCACGCCACUCUAAUUGUUUUAUUUUUAUGAAGAAGUUUGCUCUGGACACAUUUCAGGAAUUCGCUUUUCUUUAUGGAUUAUAUAGGAGAGUGAGACACAUUUGGUUGAAGAGUGAAGGCCCUCGGUGACCCUGCUGCCUGGCCUCAUAUUGGCCAGGUUGCUUUGAUUAAAACAUCAAAACCAAGAUCGAGAUGUCUUCUCAAAAGUCUCAGAACCUGCCUCAGAAACCUGAGGUUAAACAAAGUCCCCCGGUUCCCAUCAAGCCAUCCAAUAAUACCUCAGACACCUCAUCUGUGGAAGGUGCCGCCUCUGGGAAUGGGAGUUCUGGGAAUGUCAAAAAGAUAGUCAACAAAUUCAGCCAGCCAGAGGCUAAGAUUCCAAGUGGAGAUACAGCAAAGAGCACCAGCACAGAAAUGAAACAACAAAGACCUCCUGCAGUAAAGCCCAGACGCAAAUCGAAAAGUUCUUCCCCCACCAGCAAUUGCAAGGCACCUCCUCUGCCUCCAAAGGCCAGACAAAAUCACAGUGAACAGAAAGACGAGGUGGACUGCCAAGAGAGACAAGAAGGAGCUUUGAGCGCUGUUGAUGGAAGCAGAUCAGCUCCUGAUGGAAAAGAAGGCAGCAAACUGCGAGCAGAGCUGGAUUCCAGCCCUCUUCCAGAUCCUCGGUGUGAGAAGAACUGUGGCUGUAUAUGCCACCUGCAGAGGCCUGGCAUGAAGCUCGUAUGGGUGCCAAUUAGCGAGCAAGAUGAUGACGAGGGUGAGGAGGAUGAGACUGAGUACAGUGACACGGAGGAUCAGAAUGAAAGAGGAGAGGGAGAGAACGAAGACAAGUCAAAUAAGGAGCCUGAGUCUUUGAGUGUGUCAUUAGUUGAAGACGAGAACAAAAAGGAGGAACCGCAAAUAAAAAAAAACAAGUUUCUUGAGACUUGUAACCUAUUAGAGCAGCAGCUCAGGAGGAAAUCGGACCCUGGAACUCCAACGUUGAUCGCCUCUGCUGUCUCAUUUCCCCAGACUCCUCUAAACGUCCCCAAAGACCAGCCUUUGGAGGAGACGGAGGAGUCCAUCUACGAUGUUAGCCUGGAGGUGGUCGCUCCACCCAGACCUCAAAAGGGGCUGGAUACUGUAAGCAAGGACACCCCUCCGGCCAUUCCUCCCAGAAUGCCUUUAGAUAAAAGGGGUCCUCGCAUUAUUCUGCCUCAGUCUCUGGCACGUCCUUCCUCCCCUCUGCUUCCACCUGCCAGUCCCCGACUGCAAAGAACUGCACCAACUCCACCAGCCAAGACCUAUGAGAACAGCAAUUAUUCUCUCAAGUCUAUAGCACAGCAGCGUCAUGAUGAAAAAAAAUGUGGAUCCACUGAGAACUCUAGACCUCCACUUGUCAUUCCACGUCACCAACAAUCUGCUGACUUGGAAGCUGGGACGUCUGAGGAGCUGUAUCAGUUUUACACAGAAACAUAUAUACACAAGGAGAUCAGGAGGACAGUAUGUCGCAACAUCAGUAAAACCAGCAUGGACUUUUCAUCCAGCCCAGAGAAAGGAGAAACAAGUCCCAGAUCCAGUAGUGUUCCAAAUCUCAAGCAGAGCAAUUUAUGGCGGGACCAGCCAGCAGUUCGAGACAGUGGGGUCCUGCAGACCCUAAGUCCAGAGGAGUGCAAGUACCAAGAGAGCAUGUUCGAGGUGAUUAAAUCAGAAAUGUCGUAUCUGCGCUCUCUGCGAGUGCUAACAGAGCAUUUUAUGGAUUCAAGUGACUUGAAUGACACUCUUAUUAACAUGGACAAAAAAACCCUCUUCUCAAACAUUCUUCGCAUCCAAGAGGUCAGCAAGAGGUUUCUAAAGGACCUCGAGGAACGUCUGGAUGAGAACGUUAUCAUUUCUGACAUCUGUGACAUCAUCCACUAUCAUGCCCAGCAUAAUUUCCCUGCGUAUAUCGACUAUGUUCGAAACCAGGUUUAUCAAGAAAAAACCUAUAGUAAUCUAAUGCAAUCUAACGCUCAGUUUGCGACUGUAAUCACCCGACUCCAGGAGUCGCCCAUUUGUCAGCGACUGCCCUUUAUGUCCUUCCAGCUGCUGCCCUUUCAGCGAAUCACACGCAUUAAAAUGCUCAUCGAGAACAUCCUAAAGAGAACGGCUGUUGGGGCAGAGAAGGAGCAAACAGCAUCUAAAGCUCUGGACUCUGUGUCCAAGAUCAUUGAAGAAUGUAAUACUCAGGUUGGAAAAAUGAAGCAGGUGGAGGAACUGAUUCAGAUUAAUGGUAUGCUGGAGUUCGACAAACUAAAGGUAAGCAAACUGACUUUUAAAAAUGACGAAGUAAACAGAGGAGGGACAUUCUUGAACAUCCGCACCAAAUUCACCCCCGUCUACCUCUUUCUCUUCAAUGACCUACUUGUUAUUGCCAGCAGGAAAAGUUCUGAGCGGUAUGUAGUCCUCGAUCAUGCCCAUCGCUCCCUGGUCCAGGUGGAGGCUUUUAGGGAGGACACAGCUGUCCCCAGCCUGGAGCACUGCUUCUCUCUGACUCUGCUGGAGAAUCACCAGGGACGCCAGAUGGAGAGAGUGUUCAAAGCUCCUACACAAUCUGACCUGCACAGGUGGUUAGCAGCAUUCCCGAAUCCCGAUGACCCCAACAAUGAUCAAGAAGAAGUCAUAUAUGAAGACUGGGAUUGCCCUCAAGUGCAGUGUGUAAAGCAAUACAUGGCAAACCAAGCAGAUGAAUUAAAUCUGGAGCCCACAGAGAUCAUCAAUGUCGUGCGCAAAACCAACGAAGGAUGGUAUGAGGGAAUCCGUCUGUCUGAUGGACAGAAAGGCUGGUUUCCUGUAGCAAACGUACUGGAAAUCACCAACGAGCACGUCCGGCGACGCAACCUCCGAGAGCGAUACCGUGUUAUCCAGGCUGCCGGCAUGGUCGCCAAGACUCGAAGUAUACCAUAGACUAAAUCAACUGCAUCCUGGCAGAUCGGGAAUUCCUAAAAUGGGAAUAGGCUUUUAAACUGUAGAUGUUUGAUACAGACUCAGUAUGAACGGGAAUUGUUUUGAUGCGUCUCAAACAUCCUUUUCAGGAUCGGAAAUAUAAUUCUGUUGGAAUUUUAAACAAAGUACAUGGGAAAGUCAGUGUUAUAUGGCUUGGUUUUUUACAAUACAAAAGCCGCUUUGGUGCUUGUUUAAGUAAAUCUCAUUGAAGUGUGUCCAUUUUAUUCAAAUGUUCAGUUGUUUUGGAUCCUAAUAUGGAAUGUUCAUUGUUUCAGAAACACGUGUGUGUGUGUGUGUGUGUGUGUGUGUGUGUGUGUGUGUGUGUGUACAGGUAUGUGUGAGUCUGUGCGUGCUUGUAUUGUUUAGCACUUCUUUCAAGAACAUCAAACUACUAAAAUUCCAGAUGAGCAAAGCGGAUGGGUUAAAUGGUGCAGUCAUGUAUGUCACAUGAUAACAUAUCACAUGAACUGAUUAGUAGGCUAGUAAAAAAAAUCACAUGCACUGAUCAAGAUGUGUGGUACAACCUGCAUGACUAAUCUUCAGUUUUUAAUGGAAGUACCGAAUGUGUACAAAUAAGCUUGUAUUUACUAUUAACAAAAUGCUUUAUGCUUUGGUACAUUAAAAUGAAAUGUUUUUACACA